Messenger RNA from Salvia miltiorrhiza (redroot sage), 1308 nucleotides. Its product is annotated as agamous-like MADS-box protein AGL27. The record is from RefSeq and is a predicted model, not a curated record. Gene Ontology annotation, cellular component: nucleus. The coding region runs from base 281 to 844 and encodes 187 amino acids. Gene Ontology annotation, molecular function: protein dimerization activity; DNA-binding transcription factor activity, RNA polymerase II-specific; RNA polymerase II cis-regulatory region sequence-specific DNA binding. Gene Ontology annotation, biological process: positive regulation of transcription by RNA polymerase II. The transcript is spliced from 7 exons. Lineage: Eukaryota; Viridiplantae; Streptophyta; Magnoliopsida; Lamiales; Lamiaceae.
ACCGUAAAGUAGAAGAGAAUAGCGAUAGGGAGUGGGAGCGGCAAAGGCAAAAACUGCCGCUGCGAGCGACCACAAGCAAUCGACAGGUGUUUGGGCCCUCUCUUCUCUUGAAUUAGACGUGGAUGCUGAAUAGUCAGUCAUCCCCUCCUUCCUUCCAAGUCCAAUUGGAUUCCACUUCCUUUCCUUGCUAAUUAGAUAACUUUAUCCCAUUCCCAGAUUCGCUUUCCUCCACAAAUAUCUCUCAAUGCCGCUUCAUUUCCAGACCUAAUUUUUGUGUUCAAUGGGGAGGAGGAAGCUCGAGAUUAAGCGAAUCGAAGAUAAGAGCUCGCGCCAGGUUACCUUCUCCAAGCGCCGCAAUGGAUUGCUCAAGAAAGCUAAAGAGCUAUCGGUGCUCUGCGAUCUGGAUAUCGGCGCCGUAAUCUAUUCCUGCCGGGGCAAGCUCUACCCCUACUGCAGCACCAACAGCUUGAGUGAGAUCCUGCAACGAUAUCAUAGUCGGACUGAGACAGAUGCAGGCCCCUCAAGUCAAAGUUGUGAGACACAGGCUAAAUAUUCGCGUUUCCUGACAUGUGAGGAGCUCCUACAAGUAGUAGAAAGGGAGCUUGAGGAGCCAUCCACCGACGACCUCAGUGUCGCCGACUUUAUACAUCUUGAGAAACAAUUUGAGACUGCACUAAUACAGGCCAGAGCAACUAAGACACAAUUGCUUCUGAAGUCUAUAUCAAGCCUCGAGGGAAAGGAAAAGCUGUUAGAGGAAGAGAAGAUGUUGUUGAAGGGGAAGAUUGGUGGGAGCAAGACGAAAAUACCGGUGAUCGAUCUCAACGCCCUUCCUUCCGAGGAGUGAAUGGCUGAAUACUAGCUCAAGCUCUCAGAAUAAUAAGUGGCAAGAAACACAUUCACAGCUCAGUUUUUACAUUCUGAAAGCCCGAGCAAAUCACACAUUCUCUCACCGGAUGCAUAUAUAUAUUGGUGGUUCAGCAUGGAAAUAAACAAGAAGAAAGCAACAUCCAUGGCAAAAAGAAAAGAGAUGAGACGUGGCGGAAUGUGAUUGGGGAGAAUCCACCUUUCAUCAAAGACUAAUGCGUCUCCACUUGUAUUUGUAUCAUAUUCAUAUAUAUACGCUCAAGAGAGAUGCUGCGAUUUAUUUAAAUCUUAAUUAAUACCUGAAUAAAUACUCGUAUAGACAGUCGACGGUAGGGAAAGUAGAAGAAAGACGUGGUGGAAUGUGAGUGCUACAAUAUUAAUUAGGCUGCCCACUUUGUUUUUUAACAACAUAACUUUAAUGGAAUCGCAUCUACGUCGACGAUA